Molecule: messenger RNA, 543 nt
Organism: Ophidiomyces ophidiicola
Lineage: Eukaryota; Fungi; Ascomycota; Eurotiomycetes; Onygenales; Onygenaceae
Exons: 4
Coding region: 1-543 (180 amino acids)
Biological process (GO): glutathione metabolic process
Cellular component (GO): mitochondrion; peroxisome
Molecular function (GO): glutathione peroxidase activity; glutathione transferase activity
Source: RefSeq, a predicted model, not a curated record
AUGAAGGCGACGAGGAAUAACCCUCCAAUAUAUGUCAAGAUCAAGCUAUGCGCAGACAAGGAUAAAUGGAUCAACCUCGAGAGAAUCCGCUGGUCUCGGUACUUCAAUAUUCCUAUCACUCCCGAAACACCGAAAGGGUUUCCAAUCAUGACACUGGCAGUUCAACGAGCCCUCUGCGCAGUGGCGUCGGAAGUUCCCAACAAAUUGGCCCCUUGCCUCGACGCACUGUAUCAUUCGCUUUGGGUGGAAUCCAACUCGGAGGUUGGGAAGCCUGAAGGCUUCGUACCCGUGCUAUCCCGGGUGUUGGGAAAUGAAACCGCUGAAAAAAUGGCUCUGAAGUCCACUACAGAAGAAGUGAAAAACAUGCUUCUAGCAAACACUGAGCGAGCUGUGGCUUCAGGAGCUUUCGGCCUUCCUUGGGUCGAAUGCACUAAUGCUAAAGGCGAGGUGGAAUGCUUCUUCGGUGUUGAUCACCUUGGACAAGUUGCACAAUUUUUGGACCUUGAAACGAUGGCCGAUAAGGGGUUUCGUAGCAGCUUGUAA